Molecule: messenger RNA, 4092 nt
Organism: Biomphalaria glabrata
Lineage: Eukaryota; Metazoa; Mollusca; Gastropoda; Planorbidae
Exons: 17
Coding region: 388-3462 (1024 amino acids)
Biological process (GO): RNA processing
Cellular component (GO): nucleoplasm
Molecular function (GO): RNA binding
Source: RefSeq, a predicted model, not a curated record
UAGCGUCAAAUAGGCAUAAAGGUUGAAAAAUAUGGCCGCAGUUUUUAAUAGAACUAGAUCUACACUGACUACACUUAACACUAGAGUCUAUGAAACUUGAUCGCAUUGUCGACUUAGUACCGAAUUUAGAUUAGAUUGGAGCUAAAUAUACAUUUAAACUCCCAAAUCAAUUUGUAACAAUAGAAGCAGAUCUAUUAAAUCUAAUGAAAAUUAUGUAGAUCUAAAAAGUUAAAAUUUAACUCAAAUAAUCUAGCAAGAGUUGAAGAGAAGAGCAAGAGUCGAUCGAGUCUAUCUUUCUCAACUUUCUGAGUUUCUCAUGGUCAACUCAAUGUAAACUGACAACUCUGAUAAAAAUCAAUCAUUCAAUGUUCUAACCUAAAGAAGACAAUGUCCACCAAAAAGAAAGACAGAGAUCUUGGGAAAGCCAAGCUUGAUUUAAAUGCCCAUGAAAAAUUCCUAGAAGAGAGAGUCAAACAGUACAAAGAAAAACUAGAAGCUCAGGCCAAGGCUACAACCACUAGCAAACCUCCAUCUGCAUCUGAUACUAAUACAGCACGUUUACUAGGUAAAUCUUCCAGUGCUAAUGUGGUCCCCAAAAAAUCAUCCAAUUUGUUUAACAAUGAUGGCAGUUUUAUGGAUCAGUUUAAAAAACUAGUUGGACAAGAUAAAGGUAAAAAGGGGGCAGCAUCAUUAGAAAGCAAAGCCUUACUUCAGACCAAAGUCAAGUCUGAAGUAUCAGUAACUACUAAAGUUGAUAGUGUCAAAUAUCAGAAGCAGCCUGGGCCAGCUAUAGUUUUACCAUCCUUUAAGCUAAAAGACCCUUCUCAGUUUGAUGGAAAAGAUGAUGCAAAACAAGAAGCAAAAUCCAGUGACAGUGAAAGUCUCCCAUCUUCUGCAAUGGGUACCUUUGGUCCACACAAACAAAGCCCUCCUUCCCCACAAGCUAAUUCCUCAUCAGGUACUGUUGCGACAUCUGUCACCUCUCAGCCUGUCAUCAAAAAAGAACCUCCAGACUCUGCUUUUAAUGUGCCAGAAAAUCUAGCUCUAACUUCUGCAUUUCAGCCUCAAGAGACAACUGUAACACAGGAUUGGGGCCCCAGUAGUUCUCUCCAGCCACAUCCUCAAGCCCAACUAAUGGGGCACUAUACUCACACUGUGAUUCCAGAGACUGGGGCGCCCUUGCCACUUGUCCAAGGUGCUUCUCUACCCUUGCCACCUCCUUCGUUACUAGCACCCUCUCAGCUCACAGGCCCUCCACAAGCUAUGCCAAUUCAGAAUCAGACCAUAUCUUAUAUGUUCACGCAGCCUCCUCCAGCGAUCACCACAUACAGCCUUACUAAUCAUAUGCAAGCAAUGCAGAAUUCUGAAGUCAUACCAGGCCUUCCUAAUGAUGCCAAUUUAGUUAUGGUUACUAGUCCUGGUCUACUUCCAGCACCUCAGAACAUCCAGUCCACACUCUACAUCAAUACGCCACCACCAUCUGUUCCACAGAUACAGAAUAACAGUAUUGCCAUUCAUAGCUCUGGUACCUCACUGCAGAUAGUUUCAACUGUACCUGUACACAUACCCCCUCCAUCUGCUGGUAUCAGUUAUCAAUCAACACCUCCACCUACAAUUUUGCCUGUGCAGAAUCCUCCCGCUGGAGUUUACAGUGUCCUUUCAAUACCUCCAAAUCCCGGCACAAAUCUGUACACAAACCCACCCCCAACAUCCAGUUCCUCUUUAGUACUUCCUAUAUCUAGCUCUGGCCCAUUUGGUGCACCUGUUACUCAACUUCUUCCAUCUGUGCCUGUACCUCAGCCUCAGGGAAUCUAUGGUGGCCCUGUAGCCGUGCAGGGUGGAAUGUAUGGGCAGUUGUCUCUUGUUUCUCAUCCCCUUCCCUCUGACCCUAAUAUUUAUGGAGCACCUGUAGUUAGUACCAGUGCCAUGGGACAUUCAGAGAUUGGAAUGUAUGGCUCAUUAACAAGCAGUGCACCACCAGUUGCAACCAUGGGACAUACAGAAAUGGGAAUGUAUGGCCCUCUAACUACCAGUGCACCACCAGUCAGCACAAUGGGGCACGCAGAAAUAGGAAUGUAUGGCCCUUUGACCAGCCGAACAGCCAUUCAACCUAAAGGUGAAGAAUAUGACCCUGCUGCUCCUACUGAGGAUGCUGAAGGAUUGGGAAAUGGUAAUGAAGACUUACAGUCGCUGUCAAACAGUUCUAGCUCUCGAGCAAACAGUAUCUCUUUUGUUCUAUCUCAAAAGUCUUCAUUAAAAUCUACUUUGCCUCCAAGCGCAUUAAGUGGAGAUGGCAGCUCAUCAGUCUGUCCCCCAGAAGAUGAUGAAACAUUAAAGGUGAUUGAGCAGCUGGCAGUUCAAGUGAUGCUCUCAGGGCCACAAGCUGAACAGAGGGCAUUAGAAGAACAUGCUUCAGAUCCUCUCUAUUGGUUCCUGCAAAACAAAUCAAGUGAUGCAUAUAAAUAUUUUCUGUUGCAAGUAGAAAAACUAAUGAAAUCUUCAGUGAAGCAGGAACCAGCUGGUGAAGAUAUGAGUGACAGUGGUGGCUCCAGACAACCCUCACGGAAAAAAAGAAAAUCUCGAUGGAGUGAUGACAAAGCAUCUUUGGCUCAACCUGGCAUUGCUGCCCCAUCAUUAGCACCACCAGGAGUUGUUGUUCCUACUUUAGCAGCACCAAACUCAGGAGCUCCUAGUAUGCCAGGCAUUGUGACCAAUAUACAACUUGGUGGUGUGGCUACCAUAUUACCUCGUGCAUUACCACCAGCAUCUCAAAUACCAGUGCCAGGUUCGGCUAACAUGCAGAAUUAUGCCAGGAAAGUCAUUGGUAGUGACUCCAUAACUGAAGAGCAGCUGAAGCAAAUCAAAGAGCAGCAAGAGUUGAACUUUAUGUAUGAGCUUGUUAUGGCCCAGAAGAAGAUGCAAGAGCAAGCUCUGAUGGCUGAAAUAGAAGGGGUGAAGGUCAAAAGAAAAUAUGAGUAUGAUUCGGAUGAAGAAACUGAAGGUGGUACAUGGGAACAUAGACAAAGAGCUAAAGAAAUGGACGCAACAAAAAAAUGGGCUGAAAAGUUAACAUCUGGUGCUAGAGGAAAACAUUUUUUAGGUGAUUUUCUACCUCCUGAAGAAUUGGAAAAGUUUAUGGAAACUUUUAAAGCUUUAAAAGAGGGCAGAGAGCCUGACUACUCAGAUUAUAAAGAAUUCAAACUGACCUGUGAGAAUAUGGGCUACCAAAUGUUAGUUAAACUUGGAUGGAAGGAAGGCACUGGACUGGGAGCUCAGGAACAAGGCAUAACCAAGCCUGUUAAUAAGGGCAAUACAUCUGUUGAAGGAAGAGGUUUAGGCAUUGAAAGACCAGCUGAAUUGACGAAAGAUGAUGACGAGUUUGACGCCUAUCGCAAAAGAAUGAUGUUGGCUUAUAGAUUCAGACCCAAUCCUCUGAACAAUCCAAGGCGUCCAUAUUACUGAUGUUUUAGUCUAGCAGCACUAGCCAUGCAAUGUGUGUAUAUAUUUGAAGUUGUUUAUUGAAUGCUUUAGUUUUUUUGUCUUGUUGCAAAAAUGUUUCAAAGGCUUGUUUCUUGUUCUUAUACUCAUUUCUAAUGCUUAUUGUUAAAAUUGAAGGGCAUAUUGGAUUUAUUUUAGUACUAUUAGGUAACAUAUUUGUUUCAAUUUUAGUUUAGUCUCCACAGCUGAGCAUUUUAACUUUUGUCUUACUGAAUUAAAACCUUAAACAAAGACAGCUGUCUAAAAAAGCUAAAAAAAAAAUGUCUGCUGUAUAUAUUUUAUGUUUAUUACAAUCAUUUUUUAACUGGAUAUUUUUGUUUGCAAAAAAAAAAAUGAAGCCAAGCUCUUUUUUUUUAUUUUUAUUUUUAAUAAUUAAAUAAUAAUAAUUAAGUAUUAUAAAAUGUAAAGCUGUUUUCCUAAUGUGCCUCAGGAACUUAAAGUAGGGAUUCAUAUGAAGUGAAAAUAUUGUACAUAACUAGUUCAGUUUUAAGUGUGUGUGCAUUCCUGUGUUGAAAGUGAGUAAACAUACAUUUAUAUUAAUUCACUGAAUAAAAAUAAAUUUCAUGAUCAAGUCUAAGGUGAAUGCACAACAAA